CAUCAUGAUGCUGGGAAAGAGACUUAAGAGACUGCUGGGUGACAAGCGAGCGCAAGAAGAGGCUCCAGCAAUCAUGUGCUCAGAAGACACAGUCCUCCGGUCGUCUCUGCGCUCGUCCCUUAAAAAGACACCUCUGCCAGAAGCCGUGGAUACACAAGACACCAUCAAACAGUUUUUAUCCGAUCGGAUCCUAAAGGCUGCACGGGUGGUUUACAGCACUCUGAUGGAGCGUAACCCAGGCCUGAUAAGAGACAGAAAACACCAUCUUAAGACCUACAGACAGUGCUGCAGUGGGAAGGAUCUUGUGGAUUGGCUAAUGAAACUCAAUGAUUGCUUCCAGUCCCGGAGUCAGGCAGUCGGAAUGUGGCAAGUUUUGGUGGACGAGGGCAUUCUGAGUCAUGUGAAACAGGAGUUAAACUUCCAUGACAAAGACACACAGUUUUACCGCUUCAUGGAGGCAGAGUUUGACCUUAAUCACACAACUAACGAUAAAGACUCCAAAGAUGAAGAACUCCAAGAGAGUUUAUCGCUCCUGAUCCAGAUGGGUCCGGAUGCUCUUCUGACUAUGAUACUGCGUAAAUGCCCAAGCCAGAGAACUCCAGAGGACCUGGAAGUUAUUUAUGAAGAACUUCUGCACGUCAAAGCUGUGGCCCACUUGUCUACAUCUGUUCGGAAGGAGCUGGCAGCAGUGCUGGUUUUUGAAAGCCAUGCCAAGGCGGGAACAGUCUUAUUCAGUCAGGGGGACAAAGGGACUUCCUGGUACAUCAUCUGGAGAGGCUCUGUUAAUGUCAUCACACACGGCAAGGGCUUGGUGACCACACUUCAUGAGGGAGAAGACUUUGGGCAGCUGGCCUUGGUGAAUGAUGCCCCUCGUUCUGCCACCAUCAUCCUGAGAGAGGACAACUGCCACUUCCUGCGGGUGGACAAGCAGGACUUUAUACGUAUCCUAAAGGAUGUUGAGGCCAACACCGUCCGCCUGGAGGAACACGGUAAAGUCGUUCUGGUUCUUGAGAAGAGCUCGGCGCAGGAGUCCGCCUAUCAGGGAGGAUCAGCAAGCAGCAACAAGUACACAGUAAUGUCAGGAACGCCAGAGAAGGUCCUAGAACACAUGCUGGAGACGAUUAAACUGGAAACCAAUGGCACUGAUUUUAUAGAUCCCAGUGUGACUGACUUCCUCUUAACACAUCCAGUCUUCAUGCCCUACAGCCAGCUCUGUGCAGCCCUCCAGCAUCACUACCAAGCGGAGCCAUCAGAAGGUACAGACCUGGAGAAGGCAGCGUAUGCUCUCAACACCAAGCAGAAGGUUGUGAAACUGGUGGCUCACUGGGUGGCUCUGUACGGUCUGUUACUGAGGGACAAUCCUGUGGCCUCUGAAUUCCUGGAGAAAUUCAGGGAAGGGGUGAUGUCUGACUCGAGACUUUCCAACAUGCUCAAAGAACAGCUGAGGGACAGAAGAAAGACAAAAAUCUCUAAAAUAUCCAAUGUGGUCAUCUGUUUGUUUCAGCUGAACCAAAAGUUUGAUUGGUUUUCUGCUCACGAAGAGCCGGUGGGGAAAUUACGGUCGAUUAAAGCUCAAGAUAAAGUCUUAUAUGAGAUCUUUAAACCGGAUCAUAAGGCUGUCACUGUGAUGCUGUCGGUCGAUGCUUCAGUGAACGACAUCUUGACUACAUUAGUGGAUCCUGAGAGAGACUAUGUGCUGGUCAAGAUGAAUUCCUCAGGAGACAGGGUCCAGCUCAAGUUGGAGACCACGGCGGUCUCUGCCUCUUUAGGAGUGAAUGAGAAGCUUUUCCUCUGCUCUGCCAGCCAAGUGGAACAACUGACACCGGUGAAAGAGCAGCUGGGGCCAGAGAAGAGCAGCAUGGACACUCUGGAGCAGAUGUGCUCCAAGGACAUGGCCAGCCAGCACACCAGCUACGACUGGGAGCUCUUCAUGGUCAUGCAUGAGGUAACAGCCAAACCAGCACACAGAUUGGUCACUGGCACAUGUGCACAACUGUUUCAUUACAGGACACAAACGUCACAGGAUGUGAUCAGUCAUGUGUGCAGCGUAUCUGUUCGAGAAUCAAACAUGUCAGGGAAAUAUUUUACAGCCGAGCUGUCUGAAUCGCACGCCUGGCUCACACCUGCUGGUCUUAAAGAGCAGAAGAACCUGAAUUCAUUUUUCGCAGUGAUGUUUGGGCUCAGUAACAGCGCUGUACAGAGGCUCAAUAAAACUUGGGAGAGACUUCCAAACAAAACCAAGAGGAUCUACUGUGCAUAUGAAAGACUGAUGGAUCCAUCCCGUAACCACAGGGCCUACAGACUGACUGUAGCCAAACUCAGCCCUCCAUACAUUCCCUUCAUGCCUCUACUGCUUAAAGAUAUGACAUUUAUCCAUGAGGGAAACAAGAACUACACUGAUAAACUGGUCAACUUUGAGAAAAUGCGCAUGAUUGCCAGAACAGUGAAGACAGUUCGAGAGUGUCGAAGUCAACCUUACGUGCCUUCAUCUCCACAGAAAGGCUUGACCGAGAGAAUGUUCUUGGAUGCACAAGCUAUCCGACUAUCAACAUAUUCAGACCAGUCCCUGACCCUGCGCAAUGCAGCCAACAUAAGACAGUACAUCCAGAACCUCAAAGUGAUCGACAAUCAGAAGAAACUAACUCAGCUCUCCAGAGCCAUAGAGCGCUGAGACGCCGCAAAACUGCCUUUCUUUAGCCCGUCCUGCUCCAUAUUGGAGAACAAAAGCGACUGAUGGAAUCCAUGAUCACCCUAUGUGUGGUUAAUUGGUGUAAAUUCUCACAAACGUCGUCAGUCAGUGCUGCGUGGACUGUGCAAAGCCGAGCAUUGGCUGGGAAAACGCUGACAAGUGACAAUUUCCUUUUGAUGCCUAAUCAGAAGUGUUCUGAUCUGACUGCUGUGACUAAUAUGUGCCGUAUCUGACACACUACACCAUGAGCAAAGAAUUUCACUUUAGUGCUGCUGGCAUUAACUCUUAUUUAUAAAAAAUGUAUACCUUGGCAAUGUUGAUUCUGAUUACAGUUCUGUAUCACUUCGCCACGUUGUUUCUGAACUAGCAACGCUGGCUUGGGCUGCUUUUAGAAGCAUGAUGUUGUGAAAUGAAGUCAUUUUAGAACAAUGUCUCCGUAAAUAAACAUUAUAUAGACAUUUUGACUGACAGCUGAGUUUGAACCAUUGAAUUAUUGAAAAUGAAUGCACAUAGAUGCAGUGAUUUUCAGUAAAUCUACGGUCUGUCAGCACUUAUUCCUUAUUCAACAGUAUUGUGGCCUGCUUUGAAUAUUAACCUUUGAAUUUCAUUGUGAGCAAGCACUGGAGGACAACUGAUUGUACAGAUUAUUACUAGCUGCUGUAUAUAAAAGCUGAAUACCACUAGGCUAAAGCAGUACUAUGAAGAGAGCACAGUUUUGUAGAAAUGAUAUAUAAAAGUAUAUAUCUUAUGCAUUUUUCUUAAUGAAGUGUUUAUUUUUAUAUAAAUAAAUUAUUGAACA
Sinocyclocheilus grahami is the source of this 3488-nucleotide messenger RNA. RefSeq names its product rap guanine nucleotide exchange factor 3-like. The coding region runs from base 5 to 2671 and encodes 888 amino acids. The transcript is spliced from 27 exons. Gene Ontology annotation, molecular function: guanyl-nucleotide exchange factor activity. The record is from RefSeq and is a predicted model, not a curated record. Gene Ontology annotation, cellular component: plasma membrane. Lineage: Eukaryota; Metazoa; Chordata; Actinopteri; Cypriniformes; Cyprinidae. Gene Ontology annotation, biological process: Ras protein signal transduction.